AUGCCUUCUUCAGCAGCACCAGCAACGAGCUCCCGCGGCCGCGGCGGCAAGUUCAAGAAGUAUACUCGUGGAGGCGGUCGACACUUCUCUCGCGAUCUCCAGCCCGCCGAUGCCGAAGGUAACAAGGUCAGCAUGUGGAGCGCAGACGCCCGUCACAGCGACGAAGACGAGGAAGAGUCUUCAGAAGAGGAGUCCUCUGACGACGACACUGGCGCGGCCGCUUCCAACGCUGAGGCCAGCCGUGAAGAUCGCAAAGCACAGAAAAAAGCCAAGAAGCUGGCUGCGAUAGCCAAGUCUCAGGGCCGCUCCGUGGAGGUUGGCGACAUGCCCUCGAGCGACGAGGAGAGCGAGGACGACGACAUGCCCGCCAACCCCAACCACUCCAAGGCCGCUCGCAAGCAGACGGACGCCAGCAAUGGUGUCGAAGAAAUCACUGAGGGCGUCGCCAAGAUCAACGCCCCUGGCAACCGAAAGGAGCGCGAGGCCUUGGAGGCCCAGGCCGCCAAAGAGCGCUACCUGAAGCUCCAGGCCGAGGGCAAGACUGACCAGGCCAAGGCUGAUUUGGCCCGUCUCAAGCUCAUCCGUGAGCAGCGUGCGGCCGAAGCCGAGCGUCGACAGGCCGAGAAGGAGGAAAAGGAUGCCCAAGAUAAGGCCCGCAAGGCCGAGAUUGAGGCACGAGAGAAGAAGCUGCGCGAAGCUGCUGCUGCUGCCCCUAAGAAGGGCAAGAAGAAAUAA
This is a messenger RNA of Akanthomyces muscarius, 735 nucleotides long. RefSeq lists its product as uncharacterized. The transcript is spliced from 3 exons. Gene Ontology annotation, cellular component: cytosol. Lineage: Eukaryota; Fungi; Ascomycota; Sordariomycetes; Hypocreales; Cordycipitaceae. Gene Ontology annotation, molecular function: RNA binding. The coding region runs from base 1 to 735 and encodes 244 amino acids. The record is from RefSeq and is a predicted model, not a curated record.